Parus major (Great Tit) is the source of this 1912-nucleotide messenger RNA. RefSeq names its product ring finger protein 7 (gene RNF7). Gene Ontology annotation, biological process: protein ubiquitination; ubiquitin-dependent protein catabolic process. The coding region runs from base 41 to 385 and encodes 114 amino acids. The record is from RefSeq and is a predicted model, not a curated record. The transcript is spliced from 3 exons. Lineage: Eukaryota; Metazoa; Chordata; Aves; Passeriformes; Paridae. Gene Ontology annotation, cellular component: Cul5-RING ubiquitin ligase complex; nucleus. Gene Ontology annotation, molecular function: cullin family protein binding; zinc ion binding; ubiquitin protein ligase activity.
GCUGCCGCCCGCGCUCCCGCCGCGUCCCCGCCCCUCCGCCAUGGCCGAUGUGGAGGACGGGGACGAGCCCGGCGCCCCCCACUCGCUGCCGGGCUCCGCGGGCUCCAAGGCGGGCGCCCCCGACAAGAUGUUCUCGCUGAAGAAGUGGAAUGCUGUGGCCAUGUGGAGCUGGGACGUGGAGUGCGACACCUGCGCCAUUUGCCGGGUGCAGGUCAUGGAUGCCUGUCUUAGAUGUCAAGCUGAAAACAAACAAGAAGAUUGUGUUGUGGUUUGGGGAGAAUGCAAUCAUUCCUUCCACAAUUGCUGCAUGUCCUUGUGGGUGAAACAGAAUAAUCGCUGUCCCCUCUGCCAGCAGGACUGGGUAGUCCAGAGAAUAGGCAAAUAAAAACUGGAGGGUUUCUUUCUGUUGCACUUGUUGGAAUGGUGUGUGCGUUACGCCCUGUGCUCAUGCAGAACUGGACGUGUCUGUCAGGACAUGGCUCACUUGGUUUAUCUGCUCCACAGUGGGUUUGCUGCAGGCCGUGGUCAGGCUCACUGCAAGGGUUCCACAAUUGAAACAGGACAUCGACAAAACUACAUCAACAAAUGUAUCUGCUGUGAUUAAACUGUUGUCUGUAUCAGAGCAUAGAAACCUACUGGUGCAUAUUAUAACCCUAAACACAGAGCAGUUAAUGUUUUUCCUUUGAUAAAUUAAUUAAAUGGAAAGAGUCACCUUACCUGGUCUGAUACACUGCUUAGUUUACUGUCAGGAUAAAGAAAAUAUUUCCUAAGUACUAUUGUUGGCAAAAACACAGUCAGUGUGGUUUUUAAUAAAAUAUUCUGGGUUUUAAUCUAAAAUGAACAGUGUGUAAAACAUUUGCUGUGUGCUUUUUCCAUCACACUGUAUUAAACAUUUCUAAUUUAGGUUUUCUUAAUGACUUUCAUUUUGUUGUAUCUUCAAGUCUGUUGCUCUGUUAUGUUCUAGGCAUGAUUUAUACAACUAUAAUGUUAAAAUUUAACCAUGUUAAAAUUUUUUUUAUUUAUAUUUCUGUUGGUGAUCAUGGAGACAUGUAUUUUUAAUCCAAAGAUUUUUGGUAAAAAGACUUGUAUUUGAUAUCAGUUAACUAGAGGUGUUGACAAUCUUGCUGGUUAGCUGAUUAAUAUAGGAAGCAAACAAAAGCGAUAAUUUAAAUAAGCCAAGGAAAAGAGGCACUAACUAAAUCUAGGGGAAAAUGGUAAAUUGUAAUUUCAUGAAAAUUUAUUGAACAGAAAUUUGUUUAUUUUCUUUUUAUUGGUCACAGUGCUUUGGAAGCAUUUUUUCAUUUUUGUGGAAAUCCUGAAUAUAGCAUCUUCUUUGAAUUUUUUCUUGCAGCUGUUUAAGUGCUUGCCUCUAACUUUGUCCUUUCCCUAAAUAUCCAAAUUACUAUGAAUCUGAACAUAUGCUGUGGGAUUUUUAAAAUAUAUGUAAUGGAGAAGUAGAAUUAUUGGUUUAAAUCUGUAACAAAUUCAGGCUUAAUAAAAUGGUUAAUCAACAUGGAUGAAAUUGAAGCAAUAUAAUAUGCAUUGUUUACCUCAAAAUUAUCAUCUUUAAUGUUUAAUGUGUUUCUCAGUAGAUGUAUUUCUGUCUAAUUCUAUGUACAUUUAAAGAGGUUUUCUUCAUUGUAUAAAGUAGUUCAAAUCAUUGUCAUCAAGCAUAUUGCAGAGCUUACUGUGGUUUUGUUUAAUAUUGUAGUCUUGUUUUAAAGAUGUUUGAUUUUUUAAAUGUAGCUUUUGUUAAUUACACACUAAGAUAAAAAAUCCUGAGUUGCUGUUACACUGUAUCACAUCAGUUGUUAUUAUGCCAGAUGACAUCUGUCUUAAAACUGAAUACAAAUGUAAAAUGUGUUUUACAGUAAUGUAAAACAGUAGUAAUGAAGUGCCUAUAGCAUUUACA